This is a messenger RNA of Stylonychia lemnae, 579 nucleotides long. NCBI's taxonomy places the organism in Eukaryota, Ciliophora, Spirotrichea, Sporadotrichida, Oxytrichidae. The record is from the annotation of a GenBank genome assembly.
AUGUAGAGCGAAGUUAAUAUUCAACAAACAUCUCUUUCUGCAGAGGAGAUUGUACUUAUAGUUGAUGAAAAUAAUGUCCCUAUUGGUCGAGCUACUAGAAGAGAAGUGAGAGAAAAGAAUUUAUGGCAUAGAGCAAGUUACAUCUUUGUAUAUAACUCUAAAGGAUAAUUUUAUGUGCAAAAGAGAUCAAUAAGAAAAGAUUAUUGCCCUGGUUACUUUGAUUUGGCUAAUGGAGGUGUGAUGGGAGCAGAUGAAACAGACAUUGAAAAUGCUCAAAGAGAAUUGGAGGAAGAAAUAGGACUUAAAGAUGUUGAGUUGAAGCUGUUGUUCAAUUGCAAGUACAGAGAUGCAGGAAAUGGAGUUUGGGGAAAUGUUUUUGGAGUUUAGUACGAUAUUGACUUGAAAGAUAUGAAGUUGUAGGAAGAGGAAGUAGAGUAUAUAGUUCUAUUGACUCGUGAGGAAAUACUAAGUAAAAUUUAGGAAGGAGAAAAGUUUACUCCUGAUAGCAUCAUGGCUUUCAAGUAGUUCAUUGAACUAGAAGAAAUUAAAGAAUAUCUUGACAAAGCAUACAGUUAAUGA